AUGUGUGACAGUGUGAGAAUUCGUUGUUUUGGCAAGUGCACAAAUGUACGUCUUCUCUUUGCCCCUCCAUCUAGACGCUCUGCGCCAUCCAAGAGAAAAAAAGAGAUCUCGAGGUCGGAUAUGAGUAUCUGAAAAUUUGCAUGAUUAAAACUCUUAGUUUUAGAGUUUAUCCUUGAAAACAGGAAUGUGAAUAAUUUAAAGUAUUUUUCAGCUGGUGUUUAUAGGCCCGUGGUCUUGUGAAUUUUUCCUGUAGGAAGAACUGGCAUGACGCCAUGACUCAUUUGGUUAGCACUAUUUUCCAUCCAGCAAACCGCGCUAUCGAUUUUCUAAAGUCUUUUUGAUUUUUGUUAUUAAUUCAGUUAGGGUUAGGUUUGGGGUUAGGAGUUAGGGUAGGGUUUGGGUUAGUUACAUAGCCAUUUAACACCUCUUCCAUCUUCCGAAAAUGACGUCAGGUCAGUUUGCUGGAUGGAAAAUAGUGCUAACCCUUGAUUUUAUGUUCUUCAUAUUGAAAUGCUGUAAAUGGCCGCUUUUGAAACACGAGUUUACAGUAUUUUCUGGGUUUGACCGAGGUUUGUAUGGCGCACGCAUUAAAUAGUAUUAAUAUAUUUGUCAAUUGCGCAAAAGUGCGAAUUUUUAGCUGUUAUAUCGUUUUCAGAAUUGUGUAUUUUAUGUGACUUUGCAUCAACGAGCAAAAGUCGCAGAAAAGUUAGAAAGAAAUGCAAGGAAUUUUGGGGAAAACUAAGGAAAUUUAGUGCUGGUGACAAGGAAUUUCGUCACGUUCCCUUUGUGCUUUGUCAUAUCUCCGAGCUUGUGCCAAACAAACAAAGCCCAUGUGCGGUUAAUUUUCCGGCAGGUGGGAUCACGUUCAAGAGUCAAGAGGAUACGGAGACUAGUAGUCGUGGCCUAUCUGUCGAAGACGAAAGAAAACAAAACGCAAUAAAAGGUGAAUAUAUUUUUCAUUUUGAGUACGUUUUCAAAUAGAACUAACUUAGGAUGAAUUUCAUGAAGUAUAAUUGAAGUUCGCGUCCUCCUUAAAAGCGAGGGGCCAUGUGGUCCAUGAAAGUCAUAAAAUGCAUUCAAUGGCCAUUAUAGAAAAUGAGAAAUGUGACCGCUAGCUAUUCUCGUAAUUGUGAGAAAAACUUUACUAAUGAUUCACAAGUUCCAUUUACUAUGUCUUAUAUUUGGUUGGGAUGGUUUUAUACGAAAUAUAAUGCAUACAAACGGGGCAUGAUCAGCAUGUUGAAAUCCCUUUAGGCCUUUGUAUUAUGUCUAAACCGGCUAUAAACAGGUUUUAAAUGACAACAAACCGUCAAGUAAAAAAGCUAUAAUGUUACUAAUUUCAUAUAUCUUGGGGCAAGGUACAAUACCACCAGAAAAUUUAUAAUAUAUAUAAUUGCUGUCUACGGUUACUUCCUCCUGGCAUAGAGCCAGUAUGAAUAAUGAUUUUUUCUCAGGUAAUAGACUACAGUCUCAUUUAAACAUAUAAGAAUACAAACGACAUGUAAUGCGCGCCAUAUUGGCAAAUUUGGCCUUGGUAUUAAUAGAUUGAUUUCAUAGCAAAGAAAAUAAAUUCAGAACCGUAUGCAUCAAUCAUUCCUGUUUACCAGGAACUCAUGUGAUCAACGAUGUUAUGGUUUCAUGUGAAAGUGAAAUCUUGCGAAUUUCUGUUCUGAAUACAUCCAGUUGUGUAUGAGUAAUGCCUUGGCUUAAAACGUACAUGUAAGGCCUACUGCAGCGAAACUCUUUGUGAGAAAACUGUGUAACGAUUGUACAUGAAAUGCAUGGAUGGUUGUGCAUGGGUGAUUCCUGCAGUAGCAAAACACAUUUCUUCUCACAAACCCUAAUAAUCCCAUCUAUAUUGCACAAUAAUGAUUUUUGUUUGCCGAGGAAAAGCAUUCUUGAGAUCAUUGACUUUCAUAUUGGUCCAAACUAAACCGGAUUGAAUAAAUUAACAGGGUUAGACUUUAUAACACAUGGCAUCUUAGGCUAGUUUUAUUGUGUAAAUCAGGCUUUGUGUAUUGUUCAGCAAUCUUUUGAAAGGCAUGGUUUAAUUUUCAUUUUAUAGGUGUUUUCCAACUUAUGUGUUGCACAUCAAGUUGUUCUGGUUCCAAAGGGCCCAUGUGGUUGGGGGGGGCCUAAGUAUCAUGGAUAUAGUGUAGUGUAGCAGGCAAAAUAUGUAGGCAUGUUCAUGUUAGGGUUUCAACAGUCAUACUUGUUACUUUCUUGAUUGUGGCUACACGUGACAUUAUUUUUGUCGAUUUCUGGUCACUUUUCAAAGAUUUCCAAAUUUUGUUUUGAAUAUUCCCAAUUACGUUUCUAAAUUUGCCAGCUCUGAAAGUUAUUACUUUGCCAGCUCUGCAAGUUAUUUACUAACGUACCUUAGUUCUGUACUUUGGUACUUUAGUAAGCAACUUGCAAAGUUGGUUAAUAUGCCAAAUUUAGAAACAUAGUUGGAGAAUAUUCACAACAGAAUUGGCCAGUUUUAAAUUUGAGUAAACUGAUUGAAGGAACCCUUCAAUGGCAAUUUUGCUGUCAAAUGUGACCCAAGUAACUUUCAGCUUGAAAGAAUUGAGGGCUUUAGAUUAUGACUACAAAUACAAAAUUUGUCUUUUGCCAGCCAGACAAUUCUUACUUUGAAUCUAUUGUGCCUGCUGCACAAGUGAUAGAUCUUGUACUUGUGGUCUUGCUUUAUAAGUAAAAUCUAAAGUUCUCCAAUGUGCCGUGAAGCAUUACAAGUGCUUCUUGAAGUGUGAAAUUUACGUUGAAUGUGAAACAACCAAUUUAUGCCUAACCUGCCGCGAUCUAUGUCUCAGUUACCGGGAAAAGAUGAAAGGGAUUGAUUUUUGUCAGCAGGUUAGUAGCAUGGGGCAACGAAGCAUUUCCUGUUAACAAGUAAAAUUGUCUGCUGUUAGAGUUGGGUGAUAUUUCGAUGUAUCGAUAUUAUCAAGAUAUUUUCACUCAUGAUUAUUGUAUCGAAAGUCAAAACUUGAGUGAUGUUAUAUCGUAAUUAUCGUCAUGGUCUACGAGACGACAACUAUUGUGGAAUUGCUUUGCAUGCAUACAAAGAGUUUGUGAUUACUGAUUAAUCCAUCAAGCUACAGAGCUUCCCCAUUGACUAGUGAAAUUGUCUGGCGUUAGACAAGUAAAAAAAAAUAAGUAGGGCGCACUGGGACGCAUUGUACUGUAGCUCAGUGGGUUAAUCUAAAGCUGUUGUUUUUAAUUUCUUGAAGAAUUAAAAGACGUUUUAGAGAAUUAAAGUUUUUGGAAGAAUUAAGUAUUUUCUGAAAAUGUGUUUCAAGCGCAGUUGGCAUCUGAUAUCGUCAUAAUUUCCUAGACGAUACUCGUGAUAUGAUUUUUUAAGUGUCACCCAACUCUAUCUGCCAUAUAUAUAUCCUGAAAAAUUACAUCCACCUAUUAAAUAUUAAGAAGAUAACACAUGUACAAGUCCAAAAAGAUUUGAAAAUGUAAAUGUACCAAACUUGCAAAACAUUUUGUCACAUACAUGUUGUAAAAAACGUAGAAACGUGUUGUAAAUACCUGGGAAUAUGUAAAAACACCAUACGUGUUGUACACAACUUAGAAACGUGUUGUAAAGAGCGUGGAAACAUGUAAAAACACAUAUGUGUUGUAAAGAAAUUAGAAACGUGUUGUAAAGAACCUGAAAAUAUGUAAAAACACCAUACGUGUUGUACAGAACUUAGAAACGUGUUGUAAAGAGCGGGAAAACAUGUAAAAACACAUAUGUGUUGUAAAGAAAUUAGAAACGUGUUGUAAAGAACCUGAAACUAUGUAAAAACACCAUACGUGUGUGGAAACAAAACCGAAAAAUGUAAAAACACAUCUUAUGUGUUGUAAAAAAACUUAGAAACGUGUUGUAAAGAAGGUGUAAAAACACCUUAGUAAUGGCCAGUAAUGUGUUGUAAAGUACCCAGAAACAUGUAAAAACACCAUAUACAUAACAUAGAACCCACAAAUAUGUUGUAAAUAACGUGGAAACAUGUAAAAAAUACCAAUGAUGUUGUAAAAACCUUGAAACUGUUUAUUGAACCUAGAGUGAUGUAAAACACCACUUCAAACAUGUAAAAGUGAUAAAGUUAACUUUUGUAAAUAUUACAGAUUGAACUUUUUUAUGCGUGUUGUUGAUGAUGAAUCUUCUUUGGAAGGCAAUAACUUCAUCCUCCACAUACUUUAGUCUUUGCUGUUUUUAUUCCUCUCUAGUUUGCAUGUUUGUUUUCUUACAUAUUCCUUAACUCCAAGAUUCUUGUCAGUUAUAUUGCAUAAAUUUCUUCUGUCGGUUUCUUGAUAUUGAGAUCAUCUUGUACACAUUUCAUCCAGUUAUUCUUUGGUCUCUCCCCAUGAUGCGUUUCUCUUUAUCAGUCCAUCUUCUGAUCUCUAUUCCAUAAUGUCUCUGACUAGCUCUCCUUCAUCUCUUCUUAUUACAUGUCCAUACCAUCUCACCUUGUUUCCCUCGCCUUCAAUGCGAUGUCUACCACCCCACAUUUUCUGACAUUUUCAUUCCAUGAUGUCUCUGACUAGCUCUCCUUCAUCUCUUAUUACAUGUCCAUACCAUCUCAACCUUGUUUCCCUCAUCUUCAAUGCAAUGUCUACCACCCCACAUUUUCUGACAUUUUCAUUCCAUGAUGUCUCUGACUAGCUCUCCUUCAUCUCUUAUUACAUGUCGAUACCAUCUCAACCUUGUUUCCCUCAUCUUCAUUGCAAUGUCUACCACCCCACAUUUUCUGCAUUUUCAUUCCAUGAUGUCUCUGACUAGCUCUCCCUCAUCUCUUCUUAUUACAUGUCCAUAGCAUCUCAGCCUUGUUUCCCUCGUCUUCAAUGCAAUGUCUACCACCCCACAUUUUCUGCAUUUUCAUUUCAUGAUGUCUCUGACUAGCUCUCCCUCAUCUCUUCUUAUUACAUAUCCAUAGCAUCUCAGCCUUGUUUCCCUCGUCUUCAAUGCAAUGUCUACCACCCCACAUUUUCUGCAUUUUCAUUCCAUGAUGUCUCUGACUAGCUCUCCCUCAUCUCUUCUUAUUACAUGUCCAUAGCAUCUCAGCCUUGUUUCCCUCGUCUUCAAUGCAAUGUCUACCACCCCACAUUUUCUGCAUUUUCAUUUCAUGAUGUCUCUGACUAGCUCUCCCUCAUCUCUUCUUAUUACAUAUCCAUAGCAUCUCAGCCUUGUUUCCCUCGUCUUCAAUGCAAUGUCUACCACCCCACAUUUUCUGCAUUUUCAUUCCAUGAUGUCUCUGACUAGCUCUCCCUCAUCUCUUCUUAUUACAUGUCCAUAGCAUCUCAGCCUUGUUUCCCUCGUCUUCAAUGCAAUGUCUACCACCCCACAUUUUCUGCAUUUUCAUUUCAUGAUGUCUCUGACUAGCUCUCCCUCAUCUCUUCUUAUUACAUAUCCAUAGCAUCUCAGCCUUGUUUCCCUCGUCUUCAAUGCAAUGUCUACCACCCCACAUUUUCUGCAUUUUCAUUCCAUGAUGUCUCUGACUAGCUCUCCCUCAUCUCUUCUUAUUACAUGUCCAUAGCAUCUCAGCCUUGUUUCCCUCGCCUUCAAUGCAAUGUCUACCACCCCACAUUUUCUGACAUUUUUAUUCCAUAACGUCUCUGACCAGCUCUCCUUCAUCUCUUUUUAUUACAUAUCCAUACCAUCUCAGGCUUGCUUCCAUUGUCCUUUUGGCAAUGUCUACCACCCAACAUCUUCUGAUAUCUUCAUUCUAUGAUGUCUGAUUGGUUCUCCAUCUCUUAUCACAUUUCCAUACCAUCGCACUUUGCUUUUCUCACUUUCUCUGCAUUAUCUACCCGCAUUUUCUGACCUUCAUUGUGUGCAUGUCCAUACCAUCUCAGCCUUGCUUCCCUCGCCUGCAUUGUCUACCACCCCUCAUCUUCUGAUCUCUUCGUUCCAAAAUGUCUUUGACUGGCUCUUAUUUUUCUCUAAUCAAGUGUCCGUAGCAUCGCAGGCCUUCUUCCCACGCCUUUUUUGGGGUGUCUACCACCCCACAUCUUCUGAUCUCUUCAUUCCAAAAUGUCUUUGACUGGCUCUCCUUUUUCUCUAAUCAAGUGUCCGUAGCAUCGCUGGCCUUCUUCCCACGCCUUCUUUGUUGUGUCUACCACCCCACAUCUUCUGAUCUCCUAAUUCCAAAAUGUCUCUGACUGGCUCUUAUUUUUCUCUAAACAAGUGUCCGUAUCAUCGCAGGCUUCUUCCCACGCCUUCUUUGUAGUGUCUACCACCCCACAUCUUCUGAUCUCUUCAUUCCAAAAUGUUUCUGAUUGGCUCUCCUCUCUCUCUCUAAUCACGUGUCCGUAGCAUCGCAGGCCUUCUUCCCACGCCUUUUUGGGGGUGUCUACCACCCCACAUCUUCAGAUCUCUUCAGUUCCAAAAUGUCUCUGAAUGGUUCUUCUUGAUCCCUUCUUAUUACGUGUUUAUAUGCAUGCUAUCUCAGCAUCGGUUCCCUUAAUUUCUCUGCCAGAUCGCAUCUUGUCUUUCAACGAAACCGUGACCAUUUCAAUAUUCACGUACAGCAGUAAUGGCCUUAGCAAUCAGCACUAUCACCAAAUGAUUCCUUGAUUUCAUUGAAAUGUUCUCUUCUGCAGUAAUUGCGCAAGAAGAACAUCAGCACCUUGUUCCAUUCUAUUUUGCAUUUUUAAAACGUCCCUGGGAAUAAGAGUGUUCCCAGGCAUGAAUCCCUGGGACCGAGGAUAUGCGAAAAUCUUAAUACUUCACUACAAAGUUAAUACACCCUUUCGAUAAUUACGUCACAACUACACUGUUUUCAACUUAGGACCACCUUAAAUGGAAGGGAUUUCAAGUUUUUUUUCUCAUGGGCUAUGCUCAGAGAAGCAGAACAUCCUUCUUCAACACAUGUAUGAAAAAGAAUGAUUUAUUUUUACCAAUAAAUGUGGAAAUAAGCUUUAACACGAAAACGAGGCUCCAGGUCAUGUGCCUCGUUUUCGUGUUAAUGCUUAUUUCCAUAUUUAUUGAUCAAAAUCCAAAAUUUUUUUGGCGCAUGUGUUGAAGAAGGAUGUUCUGCUUCUCUGUGCAUAGCCCAUGAGAAAAAAACCCUUAAAAUCCUUUCCAUUUAAGGUGGUCCUAAGUUGAAAACAGUGUAGUUGUGACGUAAUUAUGGAAAGGGUGUAUUAUGGAAAAUUUUAAAAUUGAUUCCGAAGUGAAAAUGAUUUUUAAAUCUUGUCUGAUAGUAUUUUAACUAAUUUGGUGUAUAUUCGUAAUUUGCCCAUAUUGAUCAAGAACGAGGUCAUAACAUGAUUACUAUGACCACGUUCAAGAAAAACCAUUCACUUAAUAGUUAAUAGUAGUGAUAACAUCAUUAGCUCAACUCGCUGUUGACCGCAAUAAUACGCAUUAUGAACGGGGAGGUCUAGUGUAGGUAGUAUUUACAGUGAACUAACGUGUUUUGUGUCUGAAAACUACCUGAAAACCCUUCGACGUUUCGAGCGAAGUCCUUCGUCAAGGGUUGUAGAGGCGGGAAGGGAGGGAUGGGAAGGGAAGGGAAGGCUGGGAUCUCUCCUACUAGCACAUGUGAUUAAAUGGAUUUAUUUAAAAUUAUAGAACUGAAUUGUUCCCAUAACGUUGUAUAGCCAAGGGGCCGGUUGUUCAGAGCUCGAUUAGCUAACCAUGGUCGAGUCCACUGUUUUGAUUGGUGUAGUCCGGCACGGUUCAUUUCAAAACUUCAGAAAAUUAAACUUCUAUUGAUCUAGACACGAUUAGUGGAAAAGCAUUUUCAACUUGAUAAACAAACUGUUGAGAAUUUUACUUUAAGCUAGGGGAAUAGGAAGCUUCAUAAAUUAGGGGGAGGGGGACGAGGGGGGGGGGACUCCGCGAGGAACCGAGUGGGAUGAUUUUGAAAAUUUGGAGUCUCAAGGUCGUCGGAAAUGGCAUUCUCAGAGUCUUCUCUGUCCCUUUCGUUAGGCACUUUCAUUAUGAUUUGUGAGUCUAUGCUCUCUCUGAGUCAGGAUGGUUGUUAUAAUUUUUUUUGUCAAAAAUUAUAUAUUUUUUGGGGGGGGGAGGGGGGUAUUCUACACCCCUGCUUUGCGCUUUUCCUUUCACCUAGGAUUAGGUUCACUGACAUUCGAACAAGCUGCCCCACUCCUUUUGUGAGUUAUCCAUUAGAUCACAUACUUGAGAAAUAUUACAGUCACAUGCAGUAAAUAUAUAUGUAACCCGUCUAAAGGCCAUGAGUUUAUCAGGAAAAAGUGCAAAGUCUUGCUUUCUUUGGUCACUUAUCUAAUUUAAUUGCACUGAAAUUUCUUAAAAUAAAAAAUCAUGCACGCCCUUGCCUCAUUACGCGGCCAGUCUGUCUGCCUACUCACACUAAUAGAACCUUACCUAUUUAGUUUUCCAUUUUAGCUGCACCCCACUUUGAUGCCUUGGGAAAAUUAUCGCAAACUUUGACUUUGCGUGCCGGCAAUUACUAACAGAAUCACUAAAACAAACUUCUUCUAAUGUUCACAAAAUGAAUUAACUUUUCUGUGUGUUUGAAUUUUUUUUUCCCCGUUUUGUGUCAUUUUAUAAUUAAGCUAUCAAGCGUGAGUGCAACUGACCGCAAUGUUACAGUUUUGACUAUAAGACCUAAGUGCCAUCUAGUUUGAUGAUUUUUUGCGUCUAAUUUGAUUUCCAUGCAUUGAAAUUGGUUUUUGCGUUGCGUUUUCCACGAUAAGCAAAUGAGAAGCGAGAAAAGGUUUACAGACUUUGGAUACAAUCACAAUUCAUCAAUAACCUCACAUUUAUUUUGGAACAAUAUAUGACCGCUCGCCGCGCGAUAAAUUUUUUAUGCCUCGCGAUCUUUUUCCAUUGAUUUGUUAUAUAUUAUUUAAGGCAAGCUGGUAUUAAUUGGAUCGAGGUUAAUAAUUAAUAGGAGUUUUUUUCUGGGCGAAUACUUGGGGCCCAUUUCCCUCGAUGACACGGCCGCAAUGCCCUAAAUAUCAUUAUGAUAAUUAAGGUGAUUUAUGUCCGAUAAAAUGACAUUCUAUUGAAAUGUAGCCCAAUUUGUCAGCUUAUAAGAUACUGUUUAUUUACUUUUCAUUUGGGGUAUGUUCGAUGGGCAUUUUUGAGGAAAAUACAGGGAUUUGAUGAGACGGGGUAUGUUUUCGAAAAAGUGUUGUUUGCGGGGGACAUGGGCCAAAGGGCCAAGCUUUGUAUGCGCAUAAAAUAUUAACAUUUUUGAGGUUACAUUGUAAUUGGACACUGCUCUGUAUAUAUUAAUAUGAUUUCUGUGUAAGCCGAUAGAUGCACACUGAUUGAAAGUUGCGAAUGGUCGAGCGUGUGUGCCUAUGCGAUUCCAAGUGGUCUUAUCUGAGAGCAGGCGAACGUACGCGGAUCGAUCUUAUCCGAUGAGAGAAACCAUUAACAAUUCACAAGCCUAAUCCAUCUCCCGGUAUGACGAGUUCAAACCCGCUUGGGUCAACAUAUUAUUUAGACUUUGUUGGGUUUUGAACAUGUUGUAUAUAAUUAAUAGAUCGUGUUUCCUAUACGACAUUUCGAAGUUAUGGAACCGCGUCUUCUCCGCUUAAAUUUGUAUUUCAAGAUGUGCGUACUUAACUCGAUGGCUCAAUUGAUGGAGAUCUCGAAUCGUCCAGUCGCUGAAUCUGGCUUGAAUCAACUUUAUUUUGACAACGCAAUUAUUGGCCUGCGGACGGUCCAUGUAUAGAAAUUCGUUUUCUGUUCGCGGGCUACACAAUCCUUGGUUAUUCCCUUGUGUGUGUGAUGGCUCUGCGUUUCCUACGAGCCCGGCGAACCGCACAGGAUUUCAUAGUAGAGGUCACGAGGGGAAACUAUGCAGCCAAUGCAGGCAACGGCAUGAAACGGAAAUUAAUUAUAUAUUUGUGUUCGAGCGUAACUAAAACGGUUGUUUUUUUUUCUCAAUAUAGUAAUUAUCAUUGUAAGCACGUCUGAUGUACUGUAGAACGUGCAUUCAUGAUUCAUAUGAAGUUCCCUAAACGGCUAGAAGCGUUACAAAUGUUGGCGCGGUUUUGAUGUGGUAAUGAUGUAGGCGUCGUAGUAUUGUUUGAACAAGAACGGCGUAUAAAAAUGCUAUUGUUCACGAACACGUUUUUCUUCUCGUUGUAUUACCAAUAGUACACGUCGGGAGAAGUUAAACCGUGCUCUCAAUGUAAUGUUUACUCAAACCAGAUUUGUGCUUGUUUUGUUAGAUAUUCAACCGCCUGGCCUGUUGACCUACACCGAUUGAGCUAUCGAGUCAAGAAAUUCAAAUCUAUAUUUAAUCGGGCACUGUAUUUGCGCUGCACUUGAAACAUUUUUCUUGCGAUCACUUCCAAAUCUAUUUGUAAUUUGCUACUCUUUGGUUUAGAUCAUGGAGAUGAAUGA
Molecule: messenger RNA, 10339 nt
Organism: Paramuricea clavata
Lineage: Eukaryota; Metazoa; Cnidaria; Anthozoa; Malacalcyonacea; Plexauridae
Source: the annotation of a GenBank genome assembly